Pleurotus ostreatus (oyster mushroom) is the source of this 1746-nucleotide messenger RNA. RefSeq lists its product as uncharacterized. The record is from RefSeq and is a predicted model, not a curated record. NCBI's taxonomy places the organism in Eukaryota, Fungi, Basidiomycota, Agaricomycetes, Agaricales, Pleurotaceae. Bases 1 to 1746 code for a protein of 581 amino acids. The transcript is spliced from 7 exons.
AUGUCCAUUGACGCUGAUCUCGCCUUCCUCAGCAUACGUCUAUUGGUUGAGCUUCAGUCUCCGCGCUCUCCCCAUCCUAUGGCGUUGUACGAGUGGAUCGUUUACGCCUUGCUGAAGUCGCCGCUAUUUCAUCUAUGGCAACUUAAACAGUCCGUUCAUCGCUCCAAGAAGCUCGCCCUCGACACAAUCGCCCGUGACCUAAGCACCCAUGGAGUGGAGCUGAAUAACGACGACAAUGUGACUCUGGAAUCACUGCAGCUGGGAACUGAUCAAGUCUCUCUUGUUGUUUUCGAUGACCAGCUCAUGACUCAAGUCCUCCUGGACUCAGAAGGUGCCGACAUUCCUCGGCUUGUUAAGCUCUUCCAAACAUCUCUUGAUCUCGCAAAGAAGGCCAUGUCACCUUCCGAUGGCGCGAAAGUGACGAACUUUGGUUCAGAGCAGGAGAAAGGGCCUGUGUUGAACGGCCGCCCCUUUUACAAUCGAGGCCCCCCUAUUGCUAUUUUUCAUCCCGUGUCUGCCCGGUUCCUACAACUGAUUAGGCGGGACUUGCGGGAGCUAGAAGCGCACAACUGUAUCCCCCAGACAUUUGUGAACAGCGUUCACAAAUUUCUCCUUGUAUCGUCGAAGGUAUAUAAAAAGGAGCAUGACCGACGGCAUGCUCUGGAGCCCAUCCUGGAGGAGCUCCUCGCCAUGGACGAUGCGGUCGCAAACGCGGAUCGCUCUUGCAGUGAUGGCCAGCAGAGCUUCCGCGCUCAAGGCCAGAGGCUAGUUUCCCUCCUGUGGGAACUCAAGAAUGAAAUCGGGGCAGGGGGAUGCUGCCCGGUCGUGCAGAGUAGUUUGAGUUAUCGCAAGUAUGCCGUCAAUCCGAAGCGCCUCCCGCUCCUGUCAAUUUCAGGAAUUCCUGUUUUUACCCUUGCCAUUGCUGGGCCCUGGCUCUCCGUAGGUGGCGCUUUCUUCGGUGCUGAACCAAUGGCCCAGCAACUCACCGACAUGGUCUACAUCGGGUUUGAUCCCCUACACGAUGAUUGCCUCUUACAAGUUGCGAACAUACUAUUCGCGCUAAAGACGUGCUGCCGCGAUCUUAUUCACUAUUACACCACCCUUGAACCAAAUGGUCAUUCUUCAUCCUUCCCCCGCUCCGCUUGUUUCCCAUCCCAGACAUCUUAUCCCUGCGGCGGCAACUCCGUCGAAUUUGUGUACGAGGAUAUCUUGGUCAAUAGGUCCGCAUCUUUGAAGCUCCCUGCGAAGGCCGUUUUCAAGGCGAAGACCACAUCCUUAUCCGAUCAACGCUCAAUCGUCGUGAAAUUUGUCCGUCGUUACGGCGGCCAAGUUCAUCGCGUUCUUCAUGCAGUCAACCUCGCGCCAGAGCUUCUCUAUGACGGCACGGAUGACCCCAACGCCGUUGAUUUUGGUGGGCUCAGGAUGGUUGUUAUGGCCUGGGUCAGCGGUACGACUUUCGGCGAGCACCGGGGUCCCAAGGACAGGCUACAAGAUCUACUCAACGAAGCCUUGAAGACGCUUGGCCGGGACGGAUGGGUCCACGGUGAUUUACGACCACCCAAUGUUCUGGUCUCAAGCACGGAGAAUCUUCAAAUCAUCGACUUCGAUUGGAGUGGCCGCAAUGGCGAGGCGAGAUACCCUCUCACGCUGAAUGACACCCUUGAUUGGGCUAACGGCGUUCGUCGAGGAGGCGUGAUUACGCAUGCGCACGACCAAGAGAUGGUGAAAAAGUUGAUUUCGAACUAA